AUGUAUUACCAACAACAUUCGUUGUUGCUACUUGCUAGUGAAUAUCAAUCCGCUGCAAUAUUGUUGUUUUUUGUAGUGUGCUUCCCUCUCCAAGGCCACAUCAACCCUACUCUCCAGCUAGCCAAGAACCUCGCCGUCCUCGGCACCACCGUCACGUUCUCCACCGCCACCAGCGUCCUCGAACGCCUCCCUGCCUCCAACGGCUUGUCCUAUGCCUCCUUCUCCGACGAGAACUUCUCCCUCACUGCCGCCUACCUCGCAAACUUGAGGCAAUGUGGCCCCGAAAAUCUCACCAAGAUUAUCCAAAAGUCCCUCGACGACGGCCGGCCGGUGACCUGCCUGGUCUACAGCCUCAUGGUCCCCUGGGAUUCAACGGUGGCGCGUGACAUGCACGUCCCCUCCGCCUUCCUCGCGAUACAGUGCGCCGCCGCCUUCGCCAUUUAUAGCCGUUUCUUUGGCCGCGGCGGCGCUGAAUCGGAUGGAGGAGGGACUGAUUCAUCAGUUUGUGUUAGGAUACAAGAUUUGCCUACUUUAUCUAGUUGUGAUUUGCCAACAUUUGUAUUGCCUGAAAACGCCAUCAAUCCAGUCAUGGGGCCUAUGAUGAUAGAGCACAUGAAGGAGCUUCAAACCCUUCCAAAACCACUUGUUCUUCUAAACACAUUUCAAGAACUCGAGCAAGAGGCCAUCAAGGAGCUCGAGAGCAAGCUAAAUGUGCUUGCAAUUGGGCCGUUGAUCGCGACAAGCUACUCAUGUGGUGAGGAGAAUUACAUGGAGUGGUUGGACUCGAAGCCGGAGAAAUCGGUUGUGUACGUUGCAUUUGGUAGUUUGAUGGUAUUGGACAACGAGCAAAAGGUUGAGAUUUUGCAUGGACUUUUGCAGAGCAAGAGGCCGUUUUUGUGGGUAGUUAGAUCAUCGGAUAGCGAGGACGAGGAGGUGGAAGAAAUGGAUGAAGAAGAAAUGAAGAAAUGUGAUGGUAUGAUAGUGGCAUGGUGUUCCCAAAUGGAGGUGGUAAGCCAUAAGUCCAUUGGUUGA
Messenger RNA from Salvia splendens (bonfire salvia), 1032 nucleotides. RefSeq names its product UDP-glycosyltransferase 75C1. The transcript has 2 exons. Gene Ontology annotation, molecular function: quercetin 7-O-glucosyltransferase activity; quercetin 3-O-glucosyltransferase activity. NCBI's taxonomy places the organism in Eukaryota, Viridiplantae, Streptophyta, Magnoliopsida, Lamiales, Lamiaceae. Bases 1 to 1032 code for a protein of 343 amino acids. The record is from RefSeq and is a predicted model, not a curated record.